AUGGAGGACGACGAUGAGAAAUUGGAAGAGGUGUCGUCUCCGUCAAGCGUAGAAUCACGGGACGAAGAAGAUGCUUCUCCGCACAGCGAGCCGAUACCAUUUCAGGCUAGGGUUCGCUACCUUCCAAAGGAUACAAGGGUCUUCGAUGUCAACCCUAAACCUCAACCUAAGCCAUGA
Messenger RNA from Arabis nemorensis, 177 nucleotides. The record is from the annotation of a GenBank genome assembly. Lineage: Eukaryota; Viridiplantae; Streptophyta; Magnoliopsida; Brassicales; Brassicaceae.